Neomonachus schauinslandi (Hawaiian monk seal) is the source of this 978-nucleotide messenger RNA. It is a transcript of the gene OTP, whose product is annotated as orthopedia homeobox. Gene Ontology annotation, biological process: regulation of DNA-templated transcription; neuron differentiation. Gene Ontology annotation, molecular function: DNA binding; DNA-binding transcription factor activity, RNA polymerase II-specific. The transcript has 3 exons. The coding region runs from base 1 to 978 and encodes 325 amino acids. The record is from RefSeq and is a predicted model, not a curated record. Lineage: Eukaryota; Metazoa; Chordata; Mammalia; Carnivora; Phocidae.
AUGCUGUCUCACGCCGACCUCCUGGACGCCAGGCUAGGUAUGAAAGAUGCCGCCGAGCUUCUGGGCCACCGGGAGGCGGUGAAGUGUAGGCUGGGCGUGGGGGGCUCCGACCCUGGGGGCCAUCCGGGGGACCUAGCGCCCAACUCCGACCCAGUCGAGGGAGCCACGCUGCUGCCCGGGGAGGACAUCACUACAGUGGGCUCUACGCCGGCCUCGCUGGCGGUGAGCGCAAAGGACCCGGACAAACAGCCGGGGCCCCAAGGCGGCCCGAACCCCAGCCAAGCCGGCCAGCAGCAGGGCCAACAGAAGCAGAAGCGCCACCGGACGCGCUUCACGCCCGCGCAGCUCAACGAGUUGGAGAGGAGCUUCGCGAAGACUCACUACCCCGACAUCUUUAUGCGCGAGGAGCUGGCGCUGCGUAUCGGGCUGACCGAGUCGCGAGUGCAGGUCUGGUUCCAGAACCGGCGCGCUAAGUGGAAGAAGCGCAAGAAGACCACCAACGUGUUCCGCGCGCCGGGAACGCUGCUGCCCACGCCAGGCCUGCCUCAGUUUCCGUCAGCCGCCGCCGCAGCCGCCGCCGCCAUGGGCGACAGCCUGUGCUCUUUCCACGCCAACGACACCCGCUGGGCGGCGGCCGCCAUGCCGGGCGUGUCACAGCUACCGCUGCCGCCGGCUCUGGGCAGGCAGCAAGCCAUGGCGCAGUCGCUGUCCCAGUGCAGCCUGGCGGCCGGGCCGCCGCCCAACUCCAUGGGCCUGUCCAACAGCCUGGCGGGCUCCAACGGCGCGGGGCUGCAGUCGCAUCUUUACCAGCCCGCCUUCCCCGGCAUGGUGCCCGCCUCCCUCCCCGGCCCCAGCAACGUCUCCGGCUCGCCCCAGCUCUGCAGCUCCCCGGACAGCAGCGACGUGUGGCGGGGCACGAGCAUCGCCUCCCUCCGCCGCAAGGCGCUAGAGCACACAGUCUCCAUGAGCUUCACUUAA